Molecule: messenger RNA, 1413 nt
Organism: Centrocercus urophasianus (Greater sage-grouse)
Lineage: Eukaryota; Metazoa; Chordata; Aves; Galliformes; Phasianidae
Gene: ZMYND10
Product: zinc finger MYND-type containing 10
Exons: 9
Coding region: 367-1194 (275 amino acids)
Biological process (GO): inner dynein arm assembly; outer dynein arm assembly; motile cilium assembly
Cellular component (GO): cytoplasm; centriolar satellite
Source: RefSeq, a predicted model, not a curated record
CAGCUGCGUAUCUGCAGCAUUGCUGCAGGGCAACCUCAUAGAAUCUCAGACUCAGGACAAGCUGUCCAUGCUGCCUUUUGGCCACAGCAGCUGCUUUGGAGGGAAAGAGCCCCACACUCCAUUCCUACCCCCCACCAGCUGCCUCCUGCUGUUUUCCCCCCUCAGCUGCAUCACGAAGCCUCCAUCAUCAACCUCCUGGAGACGGUUUUUUUUCACAAGGAGAUCUGUGAGUCGGCAGAGGACAGCAUUCUGGAUUUAAUCGAUUACUGCCAUCGAAAACUGACCCUGCUCGCAGCUCGAAGUGCCAGCGGACAGGCAGUGACCCAGCAGGAGCUCCGUCCCGAGGAGCUGCCCAGUCCUUCGUCCAUGCAGGAGCUGCAGAAGCAGGCGGAGAUGAUGGAGUUUGAGAUUUCCCUAAAAGCGCUGUCCGUUCUGCGGUUCAUCACUGACCAGGUGGGCAGUUUGCCCCUGAGCGCGCUGACACGGAUGCUGAACACCCACAACCUGCCCUGCCUCCUCGUCGAGCUGGUGGAGCACUGCCCGUGGAGCUGCCGUGAAGCAGGCAAGUUCAAGAAGUUUGAGAACGGCACAUGGCACGUGGUGCCCCCUGAAGACCAGAUGAAGAUGACUAAGCUUGAUGGGCAGGUGUGGCUCGCCCUCCUUAACCUCCUGCUCAGCCCGGAAUGCCAGCACAAAUACCACUUUGAUGGCUUCAACAAGAGCCAGCUCCUUAAGCUCCGUGCAUUCCUGACAGACGUCCUCCUGGACCAGCUGCCCAACCUGGUGGAGAUGCAGAGAUUUCUGAGCCACCUGGCAGUGACAGAGCCAGCUCCUCCAAAGAAGGAUCUUGUUCUGGAGCAGGUGCCUGUCAUCUGGGACCACAUCCUCAAGAAGAACACGGGCAAGUGGGAGGCCAUCGCCAAGCACCAGGUGAAGCACGCCUUCAGCCCCACCGAGGAAGAGCUGAAGCUGCAGGCACGCAGGUGGGCGCAGACGUACAGCCUGGACGUGCUGGAGGCCCUCGCCCCCGACAAACCCCGGUGCCGGGUGUGCGGUGUGGAGGCGGCCAAGCGGUGCUCUCGCUGCAGGAAUGAGUGGUACUGCACACGGGCAUGCCAGGUCCAGCACUGGCAGAAGCACCGCACCGCCUGCGACCUGCUGGCCCGGGCGUCAGGCAGUGCAGGUACUCUGUGAGCAGGGCAAGGUCUGACCUGCAGCACAGCAAGGCCCGGUUCUCCUUGGAGAAAAGCCCUGUAGCAGCAUGCAGGCAGGCUCACAGCCCUUCUCCCUGGUAGCCUCAUGGGGCUCAGCCUCCCUGUCACCACCCCCCCUCCUACUGCACCCUGCAGGAGCUCGGCUCCCCCUCUUGUCUCCUCUUUGAAGACAAUAAACCACUUCCUUCCCUCCCUCACA